CGGGGGAGUUCCUGAUUCCCUGGCGGACCCAGGAAGUUGUCCUUAAAAAAAAAAAAAAUUAUAUCGCCGGCCCGCGGUUGAGCAGCCGCCUCGUCAGAGCAGCAUGUGGACUGGCUCGCCGGGUCCCCUAAGCGCUGUGUGGCUGCCGCUGCCGCCGCCGCCGUCAGAGCAGCCGCUGCCGGCAGCAGGAGCCCCGCGCGGGGCGAGGAGCGGGGACGCGCGGCCGCCGCGUCCCCUGCUUGCCGCUGGCCGCUUCUUCUCGAGAGGUGGCAGUCACUGUUGCUGCUGAGAAACCAGCCCGCAUUUCCACGGCUGGGCGUCUGGUGCGGAGUUGAGACGCUGCGCCUCCUGCUUGGACCCACAUGGCUUGUUACCUGGUCAUCAGUUCGAGACAUCUCAGCAAUGGGCACUACCGGGGCAUUAAAGGAGUCUUCCGAGGGCCCCUCUGCAAGAAUGGAUCUCCCUCUCCGGACUUUCCAGAAAAGGAGAAGUCCACAGCAAAGGCCCUGGAAGAUGUAAAGGCAAACUUUUACUGUGAAUUAUGUGACAAGCAGUAUCACAAGCACCAGGAGUUUGACAAUCAUAUUAAUUCUUACGAUCACGCUCAUAAGCAGAGACUGAAAGAAUUAAAGCAACGGGAAUUUGCUCGAAAUGUAGCUUCCAAGUCAUGGAAAGAUGAGAAGAAACAAGAAAAAGCACUUAAACGGCUUCACCAGCUGGCUGAGUUAAGGCAACAGUCUGAAUGUGUUUCUGGAAAUGGACCAGCAUACAAAGCUCCCAGGGUAGCCAUAGAAAAGCAACUCCAGCAAGGAAUUUUCCCAGUUAAGAAUGGCAGAAAGGUAUCGUGCAUGAAGAGCACUCUUCUCCUUAAAGGAAAGAAUCUCCCCAGAAGCAUUUCUGAUAAACAGCGGUCCACCAUGCAAAAUCGACACCAGUUACCAAUGGACAGACGUUAUUUAUUCGGAAAUCGGGUACCACAGACAUCUUCAGACCUCAGCAAUGCAAAUCACAGGACAGGAGUAUCAUUUUCUUUUUCCAAAAAAGUACAUCUAAAAUUAGAGUCUUCAGCAUCAGUUUUUAGUGAGAACACAGAAGAAACACACGAUUGUAACAAGUCCCCCAGCUAUAAAGCAAAAGAAACUGCAGAGAAAUGUAAGUGCUGCAGGUUUGCAAGUGAGGACGUACCUCUUACUAAGGAAAAAGAUAUAAACAUCACACCAAGCCAUCUGGAACAUGUUUUACACAAUACCUUUUCCAUCAGCUCUCAAAUCGUGCAAGACAAAAAUGACUCUAUUGAUGAAACACUGGAAGAUUCGAUUGGCAUUCAUGCUUCAUUCUCUAAAUCUAAUAUUCAUCUUUCAGAUGUGGCUUUUACUCCUUGCAGCAGAGAAAAAGAAAUUAGAGGUACACCGAAGAACACUUCAGAAAACUGCAUUAAUCACUCAUGCCAAGCAAAUGCUUCCUCCGGCUCACCAAACAUUUAUAGGCACAGUGAUGCCAGGAUAUUUGAAUGUCUGGAUGAGUUUCCAUCACUGGAGCCAAGUAAGCAAAACAGUACAGUGCAUCUGAAUCCCAACUCCAGAAUGGAGAAGAGAGAAAAAUCUUUAGAUGAAACAGAAAGAGUUGGCAAAAAUGCAACAAGGCUUGUAAGAGAAGCAUGUCCACAUGACAUGAAGUCUAAACCAUUGCCUUUUCUCCAUGUACAGAGUAAGGAUGGCCACACCACUCUCCAGUGGCCCACGGAACUUCUGCUCUUUACAAAAACGGAGCCCUGUAUCUCUUAUGGAUGCAACCCAUUAUAUUUUGAUUUUAAACUUUCUCGGAACACAAAGAGUGACCAUGAUUCAGAGGACUUAAAAAGAGAAUUGAUUAAGGAGCCCUCAGAAAUGAAGACUACAAUAGAGAGCCAAGUCUCAGGUUUAAUCAAAGACCAACAGAAAUUGAUCCAAGAAAAUGAUCAAUCUCUGAAACCAAAGAUGAUGAUAGCUAAUCCAGAUUGGGAAAGUUUCCGGAGAAAAUGUAAUUCGGGCUACAGUGAAUCUGAGCCAAAUAUGAGUAAAGAUAAUUUUAGUGCAAGUGAUUUGGAAAUGAAAAAUCCUGAAGUGCCUGCUUUCCUUGAUAUCUCUCUAAAGAAAUGUGUAGAAAACAAUGAUAAUGGUGAUAAUGGACUUAAGGAACCUUCAAGGACCCAUUGGCAAAGCUGCCAAAGGGUAGUUCUAAAUGAUGUAAAUGAGGGCCUAUCUUUUUCUCCUUACAUCUCUAGGACUAAAGAACCAAAACUGAUCCCUUGCGAUCCUCAUUCAGAUUUUGAAGAUGCAAAUCAAUUUACCUGGAAUUCUAGUCCUUACCCAGUGAGGGGUCAUAGUGAUCAUGGGAAGGACUUUAGUGUAAUUGUGAAUAGGAACCACAUCAGCAUGACCAGCAGGGUUUCUAGAUGUAGAAACCAAACUUAUAAGAGAAAUUCUCCAAAGUUGUCUCUGAAUCGAACUUCUAGCCCUUCAGACACAUACCCUGGCAGCACAGCCAGCUUGAGAGCUACUUGUUCAGUUCAUAAGUCCAGCGACAAGGGCAGAGGCAAUUUGCUGUACUUUUGUAAAAGAGAACACAACCCAGUUGAAAGGCACAAAGGGAGACACCAAAACCCGAACUGCCUCUGCGUGUCUGAGGAGUUAGCAAAGAGCACCUGCCUGCCAUCUGAAAUACAGAGAGACCGCAACUACAGAUUGUGGGAAUCAUUUAAGAAUGAAAAAUCCUCAAAACAUAGAUACAUUCGGUGCAGAGAAAGAUAUAAACUGGGCAAAAAUCAACAGCAGUUUUCAGGGCCCAAAUCCAGGAGAAUCACCCAUUGUGAUUCUAGCUCACAGGUUUCCUGUUCCGGAAAUAGUGAAGAAGCACCAAACUGCCAGGGACCUCAGCACAGCAGAUUGGGCUCUUACUCAAGAGAGAGAAUUUAUUGCUUAAGUAAAAGCGAGAGAAGUCAAGAGUCGUUGGACAGCCCUCGUAUUUGUGACCUAGGAAAAGUAAAAUCUGUGCAGUAUAACUCUGGGAAUAUCAGCUGCCUUCUAAGAAAUUGUUCUACCAGCCCUUUAGAAAGCACAGAGUUGGCCAUUACAGGAGAGAGGACACCGCUGACAGCCAAAAGCCUUUUAGAAAUAGCGCAAGCCAAGAGGUGUCAGGAACAAUCAACUAAUUUUGAGGUCUCUUCAAAGAAUUGUGAAAAUGAAUCAGAGGCUCAUUCACAAAUUCAAUGCACAAUUCAAUUCACGCCACUGGGCUGUAACAGACCCGCACUGCCUUUGUCUGAAAAAACACAGAACACAAGUAAACAGAGAAUUGAUAAAGGCAGUACAAUUCAAAGAACUAUUGAGAAAGACAAAGUCAAAAGUUCACAGACAAACAAUUUUCAUGUUUUAGUAGAUCCUGAUUGCGAUAACCAUCUUUCUAAAGGUAUAAUUCAUGUAGUAGCAGAUUCACAGUCACCAAACAUGAAAAAAAACCCAACAACAAAAGAACCAGUAAAACCUUUAAUUAGCGAAGUCCAACAUUGUAUUCAAAGCCGUGACCCACUACCAAAUGAUUUCCCUGGUGCUUUUCCAUCUAAUAGAUAUACUGGUGUUACUGAUUCCACAGAGACCAAAGAGGACCAAAUAAAUCCUGACUUACAGGAUGUAAGCAUGCAUAUGAAUCACGUAGAGGGGAAUAUAAACUCUUACUCUGACAGAACUUUGCAGAAGCAUGACAAAGUAGAAGAUGAAUUAGAAGUGUGCCAUAAAUCUAGCUCUCCCCCCUUAAUUCAGCAGCCAAUAACAUUUUCUCCUGAUGAAAUAGAUAAAUAUAAGCUCUUACAGCUACAAGCCCAGCAGCACGUGCAGAAACAGCUCCUCUCAAAGCAUCUUCGAGUUGUGCCUGCCUCGGGGCCCACUGCCUUCUCUCCGGCCUCGGCGGUCCAGACGGUACCAGUUCACCAGCGCACCUCCAUCACCACCAUCCACCACACCUUCCUGCAGCAUUUUGCUGUUUCUGCCUCCAUAAAUUCCCAUGGUGGUCCCCUCCCUAUAGCUCACCUACAUCCUCUUUCCCAGCCACAUUUUACGCCGUUCACGUUGUCACCUCUGACUCCGACCAUCAUCCCCGCACACCCCACUUUCUUAGCUGGUCACCCGCUGCAUUUGGUCACUGCUGCCCCCUUCCACCCACCGCACAUCACGCUGCAGCCCCUGCCCUCCGCCGCAUUGAUCCCUGCAUUGUUUGGCCCUCACUUAAACCCAGCCACGGCUUCUAUCAUCCACUUGAAUCCUUUAAUCCAACCAGUGUUUCAAGGUCAAGAUCUUUGCCACCAUUCUUGCUCCAGUCAGAUGCAGCAGUUAAACGGAGUGAAAGAGGCCUUAAAUGUACCAACGCACUUGAACUGAUAGGUGUCGAAGCCCCUCUUGUGGAUAAAUAAAACAAAUUGUCACUACCUACAAAAUGAUAUAUUUAAAGUGGUAUGACUAUUGUAAGAUUUAAAAUAUUGGUGCCAACUCAAAAUGUGACUAGUACAUACAUGUAAGAACUGAAUUGCCAAUACUAAAAUAGGAGCAUUUUAAGAGUAUCUUUUAACUUGCAUAAAUAACAGAGCAAAUUGAAAAUAACUUUCUGGGCGGUAGAGGGAAAAGCAUGAAGGGUCUCUUUGGAGGAGUUCUCAUAUAAUGUUAUAAAAUGAUAACAGAAAACGUUCAGGCAAAUCAUUGAUAUUACAAAACAAUCAAAUGGAACGUAAUAUUGUAUGUUCUAGGGGGUGUUGAGCAAGUGAGUGAAUUGCACAUUUGGUUUGUAUGCAUCAGACAAUACUAAAAUAUCAGAGAAAUAAUUCCUAUGGUUAACUGUUGUCUAGGCUUUCAAUCAAUAUAAUCUGUUUCAAUCAAAAUAAUUUAUAUUUUCAUAGGAAAUGAUUGAUUCAAGUUGGAAGCUACUCUUCAAUAAAAACAAUCUUCACACACAUUGUAUUGUGGAGUUUCUGGAGAAACUGGGUUAUCUUCAUUUCAUACACAUCUGUGUUAAGAAAAUUUUGUAACUGUAAGAGUCACCAAUAUCUAAAAUUAAGAAUGUUUAAUAAUUUUUGUAUAAGAAAACAUAUAUAAGCUAGCAUUAAUAUUUGAUAAUGCAAAAUAAAAAAUAAAACAUACUCAAGAUUUUAAAUAUAUUGGUUAAUAUUUCAAAUACUACAGGGACUAAAAUAUUAAGUUUUCUUUAUUCUUCUACUCAGAAAUCUUACUGGGUUCAGCCAAUAGUAUGUGUAAGUAGAGAGGUAAAGGUUUGGAAAUGUCAGAAUUUUUACAUCAUAGUUAUUGAGAAAAUCUUAUAAAUAAUUUUGUGCAUUUUACUCAAUUGUAGUAGAUAUAUCAGUAAAACACAUUGAAUGGUGAUGAAUAAAAUCACCAUUAAUGUAAUUUGGCAAAUGAUCUUAAAUAUUUUUAACUUAUUCAAAAUGUUUUCUUGGUCCACAGAAUCUGCAUUUCUUGCAUCACUAUUCUAAAUGGCCCCUCAGUUAAAUUUAUUAUUUUAUAUUCUUAAAAUGAAAGACAAACUCAUGUGACUGCACGUUUCACAUAAACAUGGGUUUCAGAGAAAAUCAACUAAGCGGAAAUGGAGUGAUCAGCCAUCUACUGUGUGUAUGAUGACAUCAGCUCUUCUGUUACAUGAGAUGGGCAAUGGGCAUCUUCUUCAGCCUGGGCUUCACAGGAAAGAGAGCUAUCCUCAUUGAAGGCAUAUUGUGUGUCUAUUAUGUAGAGUCAGGCUAAGCACCUGGUCUACAUUAUUCCAUUUAAUCUUCACAAAGGUAUUUUGAGACUAAUAUUAUCAUUCCUCCCUUACAGAGGAGGAAAAUGAAGUUGAGAGGAUAAAUUCUUAAUACUUGGUAAAUAGUAGGAAAGGAUAUCUUUGAUACUGGUAAUAGAGACAGACAGACAGACAGAGACAGAGAAAGGAGAUAAUGUCAUUUUUAAAUUGUAACAUAAAGAAAAUAUAUAGUUCCUAGGUAUCACCAGAAACUUGCAAGAUGGGGAUUUUGACUGAGAUAUGGCAACGAGAAUGUCUAACUUAUCUAAAAAGAAUAGAAAAUGGAAGAAAGGCAUCAAAUAGCAAAAACACAAAAACAAAAAAUCCUCUGUAUACUUGCAGGGAACUUCAUAAAAAUCAUUAUAAAAGAACAUUAAUAAACAUUAGGUGAAUCCAGUAAAAUGAAAUAAAUAGAAUAUUUAUUAUAAAAAUAAAUGACAAAUGGCCCGGCCGAUUAAAAAAAAUAUGUAUUAAUGUGGAUGACUAUUUCCUAAAACAGAUUACAAAUUUCACAUAGAGCCAAGCCAGAGUAAUUAUGGGAGUACACUAAAAGUCCUAUUAUGAGAAAGAAAGUACCUGAUUAAUUUUUGUAAUUGUCUUUGCAACAAUUUAAUCUCUCAGAAGUUAUAUCAGAGAACCUCUAUUGGGCACUUCAUUUUGACUAAUAAGGAUAGAUUGAUAUGAGUUGAUGGCAUGGAAAUAACUUUUGUCUUGUAUCAUCAGUGAUGAAAAUGUUCACUGGAUAUACUAUCUUGAACUAUGGUAAAGCAGUCAUCACCAUUUAAAGAGAAAAUAACUUGUACCCCAGAGUGAGAAAUUGUAAAAGUUGUAGCAUCACAUGAGGAAAGCUACAAUUAUAAAUAUUGAAUAAGCAGGGAAAAAAAAUUAGUCCUUUAAACAAUCCAAUCUGAACUGAAUGGGGAAAGCAUUCAGAGUAAUUGUUAAACUGCCAUAAAUCCGUGGAUCAAAAUGAACAGAGAUUAUGUUAAUGUCUUUUUAAUAUAUCACUUAUUGGAAAUAUCAAAAGAGGUUAAUAUUUUUGCUUCUCCUUAGUGCUUACUGGUAGGGGCAGAUGAUCUCAUGAAACUAACAAACAAGCAAAAUGGCAGUGUGACCUAGAUCUAAUUUCAUUACACUUUCUCUCUUAAGCGGGAAGUUUUUCAAAGUGGAUAUUACAAGACAAAUAUGGAUGAGGAAUUUGGAACAUAUCAAGAAAAUCAUUUCCCGGCCAAUACAAAUGAUUUUGAAUCUUCAUGUUUGAAAGAAUUUCAGCAUAGAGUACUAGAAUUCCUUAAAGAGGCCCUCAUGAUAUCAAUUGUCCUUGAGAAAAGAUGCAGAAUAGAAGAGAAGCUUGAAUAUCUUUGGAGUAUCUUUACUUUUAUAAUGGGAGGAAUGUUGAAUAUAGAUAUUACUGAUUUAAAAGUGGGCAUAUUUAUGAAUAAAAUGUGAAGCAUAAUGUUUUAUGAAAAGGAACUAUAUGGUAACUAUAACUGGUACAUUAAGAACAAAGAGUACAAAUACAAAAGCAUUUUAUUUCUCAUUUGUCCACUUUAUUUUCAUUCUUAUUCAACAAAUACAUACUUAGGGCCAUAUCCUAGACAGUAAUCUAAUUGCUGGGGAUAUAGUAAUGAUCCAAACUAAUGAAAAUAAUGUCAUAUAGUUUAAUUCUAGUUGAGUCAUGCCAACAAAAACCAGAAUGGACAAGUGAAAUAUAUAUUAUGAAAGAUGAUGAUAAAUGCUACUAAGGAAAAUAAAUUGGAAAGGCAGAUAAAGUGACUCAGGUGGGGGUAGUAGGUAAAGCACUAUUUUAAAUAGAGUAGUCCAGGGAAGCUUCACUGAGAAAGUGUUAUUUCAGCAAAGACCUGAAGGAUGUGAGAGAGUGAGCAUUCUAGACUAAGACAAGACCAGGUUUCAAUAAGCUGCUGGGUGUGCUUACCAUGCUCAAGAAAUAACAGGAAAACACUGGCUGGGAAAGGUUUCAUGGGAGAGAAUUAUAGGAGACAAGGUCAUAGAAAUAAUUGUGGAACAAAAUCUUGUAAGAUCUUGUCCACCAUUUUAAUGACUAGCUUUUGUUGUGAGGUGAGAAGCUACUGGAUAUUUUGGCAUAGGAGAAACGUGAUUCAUCUUAGAUUUUACUAGGGUCACUCAGCUAUUGCAUUGUGAAUAAUCUCCAGGGGAGUAAAGUUUGGGGUAGGGAAGCCAAUUAGUAGAUGGAAUGCAGACAAGAGAGGCAAGGACUCGCUCAGCAAUAGUCUGGUGGAAAUGUUGAGAAGUAGAAGACUCUAGAUUUAUUUUGAAAGCAGGGCUGAGAAAAUGUGCUUCAUAUUGAGUGUAAGGUGUAAGAGAAAGAGACAAAUUAGAAAUGCUGUAAUAGUUUUUGCACAUGGGUGGAUUUACAGUUAACUGAAAUGGGAACACUGGGAGGAGCAGAGCAAGAGAGGAUCAGCUUAAAUACUCUGUGUGAAGUGUCUAGUCAUUAUAGAAGUGGAGAUACUGAGUUGGCAGUUGGAAAUAUGGAUCUGAAGUUUGAGUAGAGGUGUGAAAAGGACAUACACUUUUGUGAAUCAUCAAUGCAUAGUAAGUAUAUAAAAGCCAUUAGCUUUAAUACUAUUAUUAGGGGUAGGUAGGGUGGAAAAAGUUUUAAAGACUGAGCCCCAGGUCACUCUAAGGGUGUAUGUAACAGUUCAAGGUACUAAGAAAUGAGAUCAUGAUGGAAUUCCAAGUUACAUAGGAAAAAAUCACAACUAUAUAAGGCAAGUAAUGAAAGUGAUUCAAAUAAGUGAGGAUGAUCAAUUUUGUCACAUGUUGCUGAGUCAAGAAGAAGAUGGAAACUUGAGUAUUUCUUCAGUCAUGUAGUGCUCACCUGUCGCUUUACUAGAGACAUUGUGGUUGGGGCAAAAAAUAGUAAAAUACAUGGGGAAUUUUACAGAGAGACAUUGUACGAGUCUUAUAAAUAUCCUUAUGGAUAAUAGUCAGCACUGUGUGAUAAAUGUUUUAUAGCCAAACAACUAUACCUAGGGAGUAGUAAAGCCUGCAUUAAUUCCAAACUGGAGAGAGGGUUGUAGAGAUUGGUUAUGAGGCUUUGUAUUGCACUCAGUCAUAAAAACCUCCAUAAAACAUAGACAAAAUCAUGGAACAAUUGUACCAAAGAGAAAAACACAAACCCAAGAGGAAUAGCAAAUAUAGUGAAUGGCAAAAUACAACAUGAAAAAAUUUUAAAAGCAUAAAAUAGGGCAAAAUUUGAAAGGUUAAAUUGAGCAUGAACAGAUGUCAGAUCCUACAUUUUUUAAUUAAAAAAAUCUUAUACACAUACAGCCUAACUUCAUCAAUAAAAUGAAGGGCUUAGUAGAUUAUCAACUCCAUAUAACCUAAUGAUGUGAAAAGGCUGGUGAACAAAUUUUGACCUAUUAGGUUGUACUGAAGGAAUCAUACAGAAUUGGAAGACAGAUUUCUUCUAGAACUUGGAAAACACACAGCACUUGUGAAAAACCAAGUGUUCUGGGACACAAUUUAAGAGAACUAUUGGCAAACUGAAGUGUGUCCACAAAUGGCAGAUUUGACUAAUUAAGACCAGGUCAAUCUUAUGUUUUCACACUCAUGAAUAACAUGAAUUUGGUGAAUUAACAAAAAUUAACUGAAAAAAAUCCAAUUUCAUAUACUUCAGGAGAAUGUUGAGUUACAUGGUUAUUUAAUUACUUCAACAUAUCUCAGACCAUUUGACAAGCGAUAUUUUACCAGACAUUUCCACGAGAGGGGGCAGACUAGAUUGAAUUCCCAAAGAUAAUAAUGUCAGAAAUACGUUUUCUUCCUGUAGACCAUCCCAUAGAACUAAUAUUCUAAGGAACCAAAUCUGGUAGAUACCAUGUGAAAAAUAAAGACUAUGUGUAUUCCAAAGAAAAGAACACUUGCCGAGGAAAGAAGAUGAGAAUUAACCUUCUAACUUUACAUGUCUGGUUGGUAGCAUGGAAGUGUGUUUGUGGAAGAUAGUCUCUAUUCUCUUUAGGGCAUAGAGAGUGGAUACUACAAAUAAGUAGGUUUUGACUUGACAUGAAGAAAACCUUAAUAAACUGAGUUGUUUGUAUAAAGUUGUAAAAUCUCCAUCACUGAAAUAUCCAAGUACGUUUGUACAUUUGGUUCAGUAAAAUGUGUAAGGAUUUUCAAAAGAGUUCUACUAGAAUUUUGCUUGUGAUCAAUGAUCUACUCAAUUAUCCUCUAGGAUAAUUUCCAAAUUUCAGGUUGCGGAUUUAUAGUGCUUAGUUUGGGAUUAAUUUUUCCUUCUGAUAAUACUCAAAAUGCCUUUCUUGCUAUGGAGAAUAUGCUGAGCCAUCCUCUUUCUCAAAAUUAGUAAGUGUGGGCCUGAACAUUUUUUUACUUAAGUGAAAUACACUCUGGAAGAGAAUGAAAUAGAAUUCUAAAUAUAUAUUUAAUUCUAAAAUGGAUCCUUUAAAAAAAUGUCACUGUGAUGAAUUAUAUUUUCAGUACUGUUUCCUUCCACUCACAUAAGUAUUUGAUAGUUGAUUUUUAGCAUUAAAUGUCUGUUAUACUCAUUGUCUAAUAUUUAUGGAGUAAUUCUUUUCAUGGGAUUAUUCUUUCACAUUUCUGGCUCAUUGAAGUAUUUUUUGUAACUGUCUUAAAUUAUAAGUGCUUAAUUAAAAGCUGAAAAUGUUUUAAGAAAGUCUGUGUAAUCUUUACACACACACACACACACACACACAUGUACAAACACACAUGCACAUCCACACUAUAUAUUUUUCUUAGACACUAAAAACCAGUCCACCAAUAGAUAGCCUUCCUGGAGUCAGGGUAUGGUUAAACAAAAUAAUUCUUUGUAUGAAGAACUGGAAACUUGGGGAAGUUCAUCUUUUUAAUUCCCUGCCAACUCAGCAUGAAAAAAUACAGUGGGAUUCAAAAACUGUAUUUCAAUAUUCCCUAUGAGUUCACCUUUAUAUAUGUUACAAAACAUAAGAGAUGAUUAGAAAAUAGGAAGUAAUUUGGAAAGCUCUGACUUCCCAGGGUCUUUUCUUAGGCAGAUAUUUCACAGAGCUAUCCCUUAAAAAGUUUUGAUUUCAUUUAUAGAACCUGGAUUUGAUGGUGACUUUUUUUUUCUCAGUUUCUGCCAGGAUUUAACAGAAUCUCCCUAGUAUCUUUGAAUUGAAAUAUAUUCAAAGAAAUUAAUCCUAUAAAGCUUUCCAAUUGAAUGGAAUAUUUAAUCAGUAAAAGUACUCAGGUUCAUAUUGCUGGAUUGGGCUAUUUCCUUCAUGCAUGAAGUUGUUGCUUACUCGCACAGUUCCCAAUGAUGGCAGUCACACAGCUUCUAAACUUGACCAUGAUAUUUGUAAACGAUUAAAUGCCAUCAUGCUUUCCAAGCAUUUGGAACAGUAAUUGGAGAUAUGGAGAUGCUCUAGCCUUUAGGGUACCACGUGUUAUCCGAAUGUUUUAGAUAUAUAUGAAGGAAACAUCCAGAUGUCCUCCCCAGGCUGCGUGGUGAGUUCACUGCCUCAUUAUUAGCGAAAUAACAUUGCUGGUCAUCUCAAACAGGUAGUACAUUUUUCAAUUUUCCAGGAAAAUUGCCCCAGAAGUUUUCAGAGAGAUGGUUAAACAUUCUGAAGAAAAAUUUGUAGAUGUCAAAUCCAAUUUUCUAAAAGCACAAUAGAAAGAACCCAAAUCUCACACAUCAGUGUACGUAGCUAAUGUACUUAGGGGCAAAAUUGGCCUAGUGCUUAUCUCUGGCUUAGCAGGACUCAUGAAGAGAUUUAAUUUUGAAUCUUUAAAUGAGUGAACUCUGGAAGAGAACUGUGCUCUUGUUGGGAAACAGAAAAAUUAUGAAAAAGCAAGUGGGUGACCACUUCCAUAUAGUAGUCAAGAGUUUACUUCUCUUUGAGUCUGACUGAAACUACUUCAAAAAGAUAGGAGUUUCCUACUAAAAUAUGAGUUCUCCAGCCAAUAAACCUGGGUCUAGAGGAUUUUCAAAGGUUAUCAUUUCAUUCCAGCAAAAAUAUUAUCCACUGCUUCUAUUAGGUAGACAUUUGAAGGUGAUUGUUGUAGUGCGUUGGAUUAAGCUCUAUUAAAAUGGAAGCAGUGGCUGAAUCGGUAGGGUUUAGAAUAAGCCAAUAUUAGAGAGAUAAGCCAAAGGGGCUUUUUUUUUUUUUCAUUUUAUGCAGCUUUGUAUCAGAGGGCAACCUCUCAAUCCACUUUCUUAAUUCCCUUCCCAAAGUCACUGCCUCCUUUUGCACCUCACUGCCUUUUUGAAAUAGCAAGAUCAUCUUGGCAGAAACAUAAAUCAGACAAAUUGGAAAUGUACAAAAUAUGUAUGUGUGUACAUGUGACUAUGUAUGCCAGUGUGCGUUCUUAAUGAAUAUAUUCCAGUCUUUUGUCGUAGACCUUUCUCUUUGUUAAAAAGAGAAAUAUUAGUUCAAAAUAGUGUUUUCCAAAACACAUUCACUCAUUGGAACAAUCAACUUUAAGAAAGAUUUCCUUUCCACCAUGCUAAAAACUCUCAGUUCCUUCCACUUGUGAGAGAUUAUAAAAUAGUUGAUAAUGUAAAUUGGUUAUGUAGCUGUUUAAAACCAAUUCCUACCUUACUCAGUCCUAUUUAAAGUAUUUACUUUGUAAUUAAACUGAAUGAUAGUCUGGCAAUAUUAUAUAUAAUCCAAUAAUUUUAUUUUGUAUUCUCUGUACAAAAUGCUUUUUUUAUUAUAGUGUGGCUAAGUAAAUUGCACUAUUGUACAUGCAAAGCAGCUUUUUUUUAGGUUAUUUAAUAAAUUACUUGGACUGUAGUUCAAUGCAAUAAUAUUUUUUUCAAUAAAAAGCUUAAUGGUAUAAGAGUAUUAGUCAUGCAUUUCUAACAAAAUCAUACCAAAAUAUAAAUACAAAAUCAAAAUGAUAUGGAAAUAUUCUGUAUUUUACACUGCUGAAUUUAAAAUGCAUUUAACAUUUUAUUUAUUAUUGUAUAUAUUUAUAUUAUAUAUUUAAAGGCUGGGAUUUCUUAGACUAUUUCUUAAAAUUUUAGUGUUAUAAAAUAAAGCUGUUUCCUUGAACUAAAAAUAAAUAUGAUUUUAAAAGUU
This is a messenger RNA of Acinonyx jubatus (cheetah), 12881 nucleotides long. It is a transcript of the gene ZNF804B, whose product is annotated as zinc finger protein 804B. Gene Ontology annotation, cellular component: nucleus. The transcript has 4 exons. The coding region runs from base 363 to 4412 and encodes 1349 amino acids. The record is from RefSeq and is a predicted model, not a curated record. NCBI's taxonomy places the organism in Eukaryota, Metazoa, Chordata, Mammalia, Carnivora, Felidae.